AUGGCUGUGACCUUGAUUUUGGACAUCUACACUGCGGAUUAUAAAAGAUUCCUGAGGCAGCACUACGAUAACCCCAAAAGCAAAGAUGCAGAUAGUUACUGUAAUAAAAUCAUGCAAAAGCGUGGGUUGAGUAGUCCCAAAUGCAAGAUGAUGAACACUUUCAUCCAUGAUAUGAAGAAAAAAAUCAUCGACGUAUGCGGGAACCAAGGAGUACCUUUCAGAGGCAGAUUGCGGCGUAGCAAGGCCCAGUUCCAGGUUACCACCUGUAAAGCAAAAAGAUUUUCGGACAAACCCCCUUGUUAUUACAGGGAAGAUGCUUCACCCAGAUAUAUUGUCAUUGUUUGUAAGAAUGGGUUGCCUGUGCACUAUGAGGAAGGCAAAAACUACCAGUAUUUCAAAUUGAUCUGA
Molecule: messenger RNA, 408 nt
Organism: Notechis scutatus (mainland tiger snake)
Lineage: Eukaryota; Metazoa; Chordata; Lepidosauria; Squamata; Elapidae
Source: RefSeq, a predicted model, not a curated record